This is a messenger RNA of Aspergillus ochraceoroseus IBT 24754, 732 nucleotides long. RefSeq lists its product as uncharacterized. Lineage: Eukaryota; Fungi; Ascomycota; Eurotiomycetes; Eurotiales; Aspergillaceae. The record is from RefSeq and is a predicted model, not a curated record. Bases 1 to 732 code for a protein of 243 amino acids. The transcript has 5 exons.
AUGAAUGAAUCAUGGAAGGUCUUCAAGAUGAUCGUGAGAUAUGACGCACUAUUUCUUCGAUCUCACACUUCUCGCCGAGUACAGCUCGACCACACCACUUCCAUGAUGGCGCAUCCUCAGACGACGAUCACUCUGGAUCAAUUCCGCCAGGCAUUCAACAUAGCAGCGGAACACAGAACACGGAAGAAUGACGACAGUAAUGCGAACAGUCAUACAGACCAUUUUCACUCCAUACUGAACCCCGGGAGCCGAAGAAGUAGUCAGUCCUUGAUCCUGUUAACUGCACUUACACCUUCUCGAAGGCUGGGAACAAAUCAUGCAGACGGUGAUCGUCUUCUGGGGGGCUAUCAGCAUGCCAAUGUCCGGUCCACGCAUGCCCUGUUGGUAGACUAUGUCCGCAGGGCCCCCCAGCGAACUGUGGUGGCAGGCUUGCUGCCCAUGUGUCGAUCGCUUUUAGCUGACGUCCAGGAUGGCAUGAUUAGGGUUCCUCAUGUGGCAGUUUGGACACUGAAAGGUAACCAGGCCGAGCCAGUGAACAGGGCCUGUGGGGAUCUCUAUGCACAUCUACUACGGGACCACCCUCAUAUUCCGCCUCAUAUCCCCUCAUACCGCAAUAUCCCUAUAUUGCGGCUCACACUCCGUCAUUUUUCAUUAUUUUCUGGGUUUCCUGCGUUGAUUGAUAUGCCUUGGCGGGCGCGCAUCUUGCGCCGUUGCGCCGCUAUUCCCGCCUGA